Messenger RNA from Symbiodinium sp. CCMP2592, 1509 nucleotides. The record is from the annotation of a GenBank genome assembly. Lineage: Eukaryota; Dinophyceae; Suessiales; Symbiodiniaceae.
AUGGCCCGAGAGUUGCAGGCCGAGUUAAGCCCUAUGGCCGAGUGGGCACAAAGUGGGAGCAAGGCUUCGGUCGAUGCUUUGAUGAACAGCUGGUGCACCCGGCUGGAGAGCCUUGGCUCUCUGUCGUUAGGGCAAGCCAUGCAGAUGAAGCAGACGAUCCAGGAUCUGAGCUUCGAGAGCACCCUGUCAGAACGGUUGCUUGAAAAAGUUGAAGCCAAAGUUCUGGCAACGGCCACGGCUGCAACACCGCCGCCAGAUACUACAUAUACGCCGAACAAGCGAAAGGAGGAAAGCAAGCCGCAGACCUUGCUGAAGCCGGAAAACUUCAUCACGGUCACUGAGUGGUCUAUGCUGGAAAAGUCGCCAGCACCGGCAAGGCUGGAAAUCCUUCUGAAAAGGUAUCUGCAGCUGGGCCUGAGGAACCUCACAGAACAGACGGUCAAGAAAGGCCUGGCCUUCCUCUUGGCACUGGCAGCCGGCGAGCUCAGUCAGAUGCCGACAUAUGAAGAGAUCUACGAAGAGGUCCAGGUCUUCAAGAGAUCUUGGGAAUCCGUGAAAACGGAUGCAGAGCCGACUGAGGUCGGCCUGCUCACGUAUCCCGAUGACCCCAGCAGCUUGCCGAAGGCUCUGUUCGACCGAGCCUACAAGGCUGAGGACCCGCCCAUGGGCAAAGACGUGAGGGCUGGGAUCUGGCUAGCUCACAUUCCGAUGCGAUCUACUUCCAAGCUCUUGCAGAAGAACAAGAAGCAGAGGCUGCCGAGGCCAGAUGGCCAGGCCGCCGUGUCUGAGCAGCAUGCGAACGAGUUCCAGAGCCGCAUGGAGCAGUGCUUCGGGCGACUGGAAAGAAUGCUGGACCAGGGCUGCGGUCAGAAUGCCAUCCAGGAUGGUGGGCGAAGGGAGCUGCAGCUUGCUGCAGGCGCAAGCGAGCUGAGCAGCAGCAGUGCCGGGGUCGGCUUUGCUCUGGGCAACCCAGCCCAGCCGGUUUCGGCUGCGACACAGCAGACCUCGCCAGGGCGACAGUCGGCCUUGCCGCUAGCCCUGCCUCCAGCCGAAGAACCCGAAGCAACGGAGUCGCUCCCUGCCGAGAACGAUCUCGAGGACGAAGCUUUGUUCAAGAAGCUCAAAGAUCGCAAAGCUGGGAUUCUGAAGAAGCCGGCCGCUGCAGCUGCAGCGAGUGGCCAAGGAAACUUGGCCAAGAACAAGACAAAAACGAAUGGCCAAGGCCAAGAUCCAAAGAAGAAGGGCAGCGGCAAAGGCAAAGGGAAAGUCCAAGGACAAGAGUGCUUCGAAGAAAGGCCAAGGCAAAGCAAAGGAGCAGCAAGCCCAAGGCUCGCAUGGAAAGCGGAAGUUCCAAAUUGUCUGGGAGGACGGCUGCAUCCAGAAGAACUAUGCUUCUCGCAUGUACAAGCGAGCCGGAACGUGAGGCUUCUCGGAGCAGCAAGUGGUAGAGUGCCAGCGAGAGGCCCACAGAGAGCCAUUCUGCUGUGGAAGAAGAAGAACGGCUGCUAA